ACCCAUGUGAAAUACCAAUAGAAAAAACACAGAAAAUAAUUCAGAUAAUACAAAAAGAAAAGAAAAAAAUGAUAAUAUAAUCACAUGAAUCAGGCCAUGUGCUUGCUUACACACUCCAUGCAAAUAGAGAUCCUUUAAUUCUUCCGCAAACUUCUCUUACACUAACAAAGCAUCGUUGUUCCAAAAAUAGAUGCGCCUUUGUCUCUCUUUCAUAUCUCCAAGAAGCUUCGUCGUCUUCGGAUCUCGCAUUUCCAUUUACUUUCCAUUUUUGUAGUUCAGUUUCUGAUAAAAUCUGACUCAAGACAUAUCCAAAGAAAAGGUGCUUGUUAGGCUACGACGCGCGUCGGACAUCUUACAAAACAUUUAAUGACAAUGUCAGAAAGAUCCUCGAAGGUGGUCGUAAAAGAUAACUCGCAGGUCAACACAUCGUCGAGAAUCUAUUACUACGGCGGAGCUUCCGUGCCGUUCUUGUGGGAGACACGGCCAGGCACACCAAAACACCCUCUCUUCUCUGAAUCAUUUCGUCUUCCACCGUUAACGCCGCCUCCGUCGUACUACUCAUCCUCCUCCUCUUCCUCCGGGAACAAACUAAGCAAAGUUAGAACAAAACAAACUCGGUUCGUGAAGACCUUGUUCAACGGAAAGCAUCACGUAUCGCGUCCUUCGUUUUCUUGGUCAUCUACAACAUCUUCAUCUUCUUCUUCCUCUUCCUUCUCUUCCUCGUCUUCUCCUAGGUCUAAAACAGUGCAUCGUGCCAACAAGUGUUACCUUUCUUGCUCCAGAUCGUACGUUAAGGAAGAAGACGAGGAAGAGAUUGGUUCGUACUCGCCGACGUCAACGUUGUGUUAUAAAAGAGGAUUUAGUGUGAAAAGAGUUUUGUGUUCUAUUCUAAGCCACAAAUCUAGUCGUAAUGAUCUUAGCUUGGUGUAAUGGCAUGUUGUCUUGUUAUGGUUGUUGUUAUAAACAUAGGAUCUUGAUUUUAAAGAUCCGUUUGUUUUGUUUCUUUUUUUGUGCGAAUGUCAAAUUUUAGUUUCCUGUGUGUGUGUUUGGCUUUUGCAGCUUCGAACACGCAUAUUAGUGUUUGAAUUGUGUUCAUGUUCACAUGUUUUUAUGAUAUAUUCAGUUGCUCGUUGUUGUGA
Messenger RNA from Raphanus sativus (radish), 1139 nucleotides. RefSeq lists its product as uncharacterized. The record is from RefSeq and is a predicted model, not a curated record. The coding region runs from base 367 to 930 and encodes 187 amino acids. Lineage: Eukaryota; Viridiplantae; Streptophyta; Magnoliopsida; Brassicales; Brassicaceae. The transcript has a single exon.